Messenger RNA from Perca flavescens (yellow perch), 2903 nucleotides. Its product is annotated as chloride anion exchanger. The coding region runs from base 230 to 2485 and encodes 751 amino acids. Lineage: Eukaryota; Metazoa; Chordata; Actinopteri; Perciformes; Percidae. Gene Ontology annotation, biological process: transmembrane transport. The record is from RefSeq and is a predicted model, not a curated record. The transcript has 21 exons. Gene Ontology annotation, cellular component: membrane.
GGCGUCGGAGCUGUUGUGCGAAACAUCAUAAUUGCGGUUAAUAAUUACAGCUGUGAUAAGCAGCAGAGGUGGCAUUUAUUAAUGGCAAAGCCAGCUGAAAUCGCAGUAGAUCUCCAGGAGCAGGACGAGGAAGAAGAAGAAGAGGGGAGAGUUUGGAUUUGAGACAGAUUAGGACACUGUCAGAGCCACAUAGAGAGGCAGCAGCAGUGCCCCAGGCAGCAGAGGCGAGAUGAUGCGAGCGGGAGCGAAGCAGUAUGUGGUGACCCGGCCGCUGUACUCGGAGGAGGCCUUCGCCCAGGACCACGAGAAGGUCUACAGGCACGGCAAGACCAUGCUGAACCACGUCAAGGACUACUUCACAUGUGACGCCAAACGAGCCAAGAACGCAGCUCUCUCUCUCCUGCCGGUCAUCGGCUGGAUGAAGAUCUACCGAAUCAAAGAGUGGCUGCUCAGUGACAUCGUGUCCGGUAUCAGCACUGGACUGGUAGCUGUCCUGCAAGGUCUGGCCUACUGUCUGCUGGCCUCUUUGCCACCCUGGUAUGGACUCUUCUCUGCCUUCUUUCCUGUCAUCAUUUACUUUAUCCUGGGCACCUCCAGACACAUCUCAGUGGGCCCGUUCCCAGUCUUGUGUCUGAUGAUCGGCUCGGUGGUCACCAGGAUAGUCCCAGAUGAGGGUCCGGCCCUCAACAUCACAGGGCUGGAAGGCCUGACUCGAGACGAACAGAGAGUGCUGGUGGCUUCUUCUCUGACCUUCCUUACUGGUAUCAUGCAGCUGGCAAUGGGUGUUCUGCAGGUGGGCUUUGUUGUCAUUUACCUGUCUGACACUCUGGUGUCCGGCUUCACCACAGCUGCUGCUGUCCACAUCCUGGUGUCCCAGCUCAAGUUUGUGUUAGGGUUGACUGUUCCAGGCAUCAGUGGUCCACUCUCUCUCAUUUAUACCCUGGAGAUAAUUUUUAACAAGAUCACCUCCACCAAUGUGUGUGACGUUGUGAUCUCCUUGGUGAUCAUGGUGGUGGUGUUCAUCGUCAAGGACCUGAACGACAGAUUUAAAUCCAAGCUGCCGGUGCCCAUCCCCAUCGAGGUUAUCAUGACCGUCAUCGCAUGUGGAGUUUCAUACGCGUUUGACUUCAAGACAAGAUAUGGCAUUGAUGUUGUUGGCCAUAUUCCAAAAGGGUAUGAGCCUCCGAUAGCACCAAAUCUGCACAUCUUCCAGGAGACAGCAGUGGAAGCAUUUCCCAUGGCCAUAGUAGGUUUUGCUGUUGCCUUCUCCGUGGCAAAAGUCUAUUCCGUAAAACACGAUUACACCAUAGAUGGCAACCAGGAGCUGAUAGCUUUUGGAGCCAGCAACAUCUUUGGAGCUUCCUUCAAGUCUUUUGCUGCGAGUACAGCUCUUUCUAGGAGUGCAGUGCAGGAGAGCACAGGUGGCAAGACUCAGAUAGCUGGUUUACUGUCAGCUAUUAUAGUGAUGAUCGUCACAUUGGCCAUUGGAUUCCUACUGGAGCCGCUCCCGAAGUCUGUGCUGGGUGCUGUGGUCAUCGUCAACCUGAAGGGCAUGCUGAUGCAGUUUAGAGACAUCCCGUAUCUGUGGAGGAGAGACAAACCAGACUGUGUGGUGUGGUUGGGUACCUGUACUGCAGCUAUCUUGCUGGGAUUGGAUCUUGGAUUGGCUGCAGGCCUUGGGGUGGAGCUGAUCAGUGUGGUCCUCAGGGCUCAAUUCCCUCGCUGCAGUGUGCUAGCCAACAUCAAAGGAACUGAUAUCUACAAAGACAGGAAGGACUAUACUGAUAUAUAUGAGACAGAGGGAGUCAAGAUCUUCAGGAUACCAUCACCAAUCUUCUUUGCCAACAUCGAGUUCUUCAGGAGCAAGCUGGUGGAAGCUGUUGGAUUUAAUCCCUUGAGAGUGUUGAGAAAAAGAAAUAAAGCACUAUGGAUGAUCCGGAAACUUCUAAAGAAGGGAGACCUUCAAUGGACAUCAAGAGGCUUCCUGAAUACCUCAGGUGGAUUCAUCAAGGAGUCAGAGGAUCAGAGCAACAUGGAGGAGCUGGACCUGCCCACUGACUUCAAGGACCUUCCUGUCCGGAUCGACUGGAGUGCCGAGCUACCCGCCAACAUCGUUGUUCCCAGAGUGGACCUCCACAGCCUGGUCCUGGACUUUGCUGCUGUCUCUUUUCUAGACAUCUCUGCUCUGAAGGGACUUAAAACUGCGCUGAAAGAGCUGAUCAGGGUGGAAGUUGAGGUCUACAUUGUGGCUUGUGAUCCUUACAUCCUGAAGAAACUGCACGACUGUUGCUUCUUUGAUGAUGAGGUUCAGUCGUCGAUGUUCUUCCUGACGCUGCACGACGCCAUGCUGCACAUCCUCGAGAAACAUCCAGAGUCCACGGAGAAGAAAUCGGACUUGGACAAGAUUAUAACAACGGUCACAGUUCACCACCCUGAAGGCAAUUUGAGGAGCAGAGAUAGAAAUGCUCCAGAAACCUGGUUCUAGCUUCUGAAUGAGAAGAUGAUGAUUUCUGGGAGAAAACACAGAGAAAGACCAAAGACAAAAAGAGUAAAUAUUUUACAGAUCAUGCUGUACAAUACACUGAGGUAGUGAAUAACGUGGCUUUUUUGACUUUAUACAUUUGACAAUCUAAAUUUCCAUACACAGUAGUUACUGUAAUGUAACAAAACUAAUUUCAUGGUAUUGUUUUUUUUAUAUUGUAUAUAGUGUAUUUGUAGAAAAUAUAGGUGCAAUACGUUUUACAUGUUGUAUAGUUACAUUUUGAGAGGACAUGAGAAUAAAUGAAAAUCUCGGCACACUGUUCUCAAAAUAAUGUUGACUGGGACCAAAGCAAUGUGAAAAAGACUGAAUGUGCAGUGGCUGAAAUAUUGAAAUAAAUAUUUUAUCACUCAAAAUAAUGACA